Molecule: messenger RNA, 2448 nt
Organism: Microdochium trichocladiopsis
Lineage: Eukaryota; Fungi; Ascomycota; Sordariomycetes; Xylariales; Microdochiaceae
Exons: 5
Coding region: 1-2262 (753 amino acids)
Biological process (GO): nucleoside metabolic process
Molecular function (GO): catalytic activity
Source: RefSeq, a predicted model, not a curated record
AUGACCACCGAGGAGAUGCUCGAGCCCUCGAGCUACACGGUCGGCUGGAUCUGCGCUCUCGCGACCGAGUUCAACGCGGCCAAGGCGUUCCUCGAGGUCGCCCACACCGGCGUCCCCUACACAUCGCAGCACGACACCAACACCUACGCCCUCGGGCGCGUCGGGCCGCACAAUGUCGUCAUCGCCGUGCUGCCGGACGGCGAGUAUGGUACCACGACGGCCGCGACGGUGGCGCAGGGCUUGCUGAGCAGUUUCCCCAACGUCCGUAUCGGCGCCGCUGGGGGGAAGGGAGGCGUGUUCCAGUAUGACUACGGCAAGGCCAUCCAGGGCCUCGACUUCCAGCAUAACGACUACUUGAACCGGCCGCCCACAUUACUGCGGACGGCCCUCAGCGCGCUGCGCAGCCAGUAUGAGAUGGAGGGGAGCCAGCUCGACGACAAGGUCCGUGAUGCCCUGCAGCGCUGGCCUAGGAUCAAAAAGAAAUACUCCCGUCCUCCAGCUGGCAGCGACCGACUCUACCUGUCGGAUGUGUUGCACCGCGACUCUGGCACGUCGGGCGAUGACUGCGGAAAGACCUGCGGUAGCGAACCGACGCGGCUCAAGGCCCGGACAGCCCGAGAGGACGAUGAAGACGACCCACAGGUUCACUAUGGUCUCAUUGCGAGCGGCAACUCGUUGAUGAAGGAUGCCACCAUCCGAGAUAAGAUGGCCAAAGAGAACGGGGUGCUUUGUUUCGAGAUGGAAGCAGCCGGGCUUAUGAACAAUUUCCCCUGCCUCGUCAUCCGCGGAAUCUGCGACUACUCGGAUACGCACAAGAACAAGCAAUGGCAGGGCUAUGCGGCUAUGGUUGCUGCCGCGGUUGCUGGAGACUUGCUACGCCUCAUCUCUGCGAACAAGGUGGAGCGUGAGACCCGCCUCAAAGAUACCAUUGAGAACAUUGAGUCAAAAGUGAACGAGAUAAGCUCGCACGUGAUAGAGACGAAAGCCGCGAUGAAAGCUGUUUGUGUCGAUGAGCAUCUCAAAAAGCUUCGCCUCUGGCUGUCUCCGCCAGACCCUUCCACCAAUGCUGCCGCGGCGAGAGAGCUGAGGCAUGCUGGCAGUGGAAGCUGGCUGCUCCAAAGUGACGCAUUUCAGCGGUGGAAAUCUGGCCAGCUGCGGCAUCUCUGGCUGCAUGGGAAGGCUGGCUUUGGCAAGACGAUUCUCAACACGACAAUAUACGACCACCUCGAGCUAGUGGGCGGGUUCACUCUUCUUCGCUUCUAUUUCGACUUCAAGGAUACGCGCAAGCAGUCGCUCGAAAGUCUUCUUCGGUCACUGGCCUAUCAACUGCACCAGACGAGCCAUGAGGUCUCGCGAAUUAUUGAUCAGGCUUUCGAGUCGCAUAGCUCAGGUAAACGGCAAGUUGACAGAAGUGUCCUGUCUCAAGUCGUCAUCAGGGGCUUAGAAGCUGCACCGAAGGCCGUGCUUGUACUCGAUGCUCUGGAUGAAUGCACGACACGUCGCGAGCUGUUGAAUUGGCUGAAAGACGCUGUUGACGAGCUCGAGGGAAGUGAUUUAAAGCUCAUCAUAACUGUGAGACCGGAGCCAGAGUUUACGCGAGAAGUACCCCGAGUCUUUGGCCCCGAGAACUGGGUCGCCCUGGACAAGAGGGCAGUGGACGUCGAUAUUCGGUCCUAUGUGAUGGCUGAGCUGCAGGCGCCCCGUUUCUCCGAGAAGGGCAUUCCCCAGAGCAUUCUGGACAGCAUUGUGAAAAAAGUGGGAGGUGGAGCGGAAGGAAUGUUCAGGUGGGCAUUUUGCCAAAUGGAUGUCCUGGCAAGGUGCCAUCAUGCUGAAGCUCUUGAGACAGCCCUGGCGAGCCUGCCCAAGGGUCUCAAUGAGACAUACGACCGCAUGCUUGCGGCUAUUCCAUCCGAGCUCAAGGAGGAUGCGAGCAGGCUCCUGUCAUUCAUCUUAUCCAUGCAUGAACCUCUGACUGUCGACGCUGCGAUUGACAUCAUCGCCACACGCAUAGACGGGGAGCAGAGCAAGCGUGGCUGCAACCCCAAGCGCAGGCUGUUCCGAGAGCACGACUUGCUUGAGUACUGUCCGGGACUGAUAUCAUUUGGUGCCAGUUGGAACAAGGAGCCGAUUGUCCACCUUGCUCACUUCUCAGUCAAGGAGUAUCUUCACAGGCAAGAGAGAUUCAAGCAAGUCCUUAUCAGUAAAGAGAAGUCUCUGGAGCAACCACGCGAGGAUGGCACAGAGCUUGACAGCAGUGGUUGAGGGCGUGUUCCUUUUCUACAAGACGAAAGAAGCCUACGAGAAUGGAUUCAUCGCUAUGGCCGUCUCACAACCGAAACGGAUUAUCCAAGGGGGCUCUACUACGCUUGCCUGCAUGGCCUGCUUCCGGUUGUGAGGAGGUUUCUCGCUGCCGGAAUGGAGGUCAAUGUACAAGCUGGAUACUUUGGG